Leguminivora glycinivorella is the source of this 1229-nucleotide messenger RNA. Its product is annotated as protein YIPF2. Gene Ontology annotation, biological process: vesicle-mediated transport. NCBI's taxonomy places the organism in Eukaryota, Metazoa, Arthropoda, Insecta, Lepidoptera, Tortricidae. The record is from RefSeq and is a predicted model, not a curated record. The transcript is spliced from 4 exons. Bases 79 to 963 code for a protein of 294 amino acids. Gene Ontology annotation, cellular component: Golgi apparatus; membrane. Gene Ontology annotation, molecular function: small GTPase binding.
GUUUUUUCCUUACAACAUCAUAUCAUACGCCUGUAUGUUUUACUUUAUUUACUUAAACUGUGACUAAUAUUUUAAAGAAUGUCCUCGAUAAAGACAGGGGAGCUACUAAACUUUCAAGAUUAUUCACCAGAACACAAUGAUAGGAGUGCACGAUUAGAAGUAGAGGCAGUGCAAUCGCAUCAAUACACUAGCUCGAUGUCAAACCCGAAUUACACGUAUGAUGAACCUAGAUUAAACAAUGAAGAGCCUGAAACACCUCCACAAACAAAUCACAAUUUCUGGACCAUAGAGUAUUAUCAGAAAUACUUUGAUGUCCACACACAUGAGGUGGUGGAGCGGAUAAUAUCUUCAGUGGUGCCGCAGAAAGUGUCCCGUGACUUUGAUGAGAGGAUCAAGGGCAAACCCGACUUGUAUGGGCCAAUAUGGAUAUCUGUUACUUUGAUCUUCACAAUAGCAGUAAGCGGCAACAUAGCCAGCUACCUCCAAUCCGCCAACAAGGCCGUUCACUGGCGCUAUGAUUUCCACCUUGUCUCGUACGCCGCCACGGCUAUCUUCUGCUAUGUGUGGCUGGUGCCUAUUGCAUUGUGGGCCGCUCUCAAGUGGACCACGGUGUCAGAUGGACAGGAUGAGAUUGAGACUCAGACCUCAACAACACCAACCAUGAUGUCUCUCUUCUGUCUCUACGGCUACUCCCUCUCCAUUUACAUCCCCGUGGCCAUCCUCUGGACCAUCCAAGUCUCCUGGCUGCAAUGGCUCUUCGUCCUCAUGGCCACCUUGGUUUCCGGAGCAGUCCUCAUCUUCUGGCUCAUGCCCGCUUUAAGAAAAUCCAAGUACUACUUAUUGUUGAUAGGAUCGAUCAUUGGAUUUCACUUCUUAUUGGCCACUGGGUUUAUGCUGUACUUCUUUCAUGUGCCGAGUGCGCACGUGGUGCCGACGGUCGCUCCGUCGACGGUGGCGCCGUAAGUUUGUGAUAUUUGACGGGUUUUGUUGUAAAUUUAAGUAUAGUCUGACAGGAAAUUGUAGAAAUUAAAAAAGGAAUUGUAGUGUCGAUGUCGUCCCGUUUUCUUAGGCCGCCUUUACACCUGUAAGUUACUUACGUAAAUCUUUCGUAAGCAACUUAUAGUUCCAUUUACGCUUAUGAAAAACUUCUCGUAAGUUUUGAUUACGGAAGUUUUGUAAUUUUCAAUUUACCGAAAGUUUACAUUGUUGGAACCAACAAAAGUUGAAAA